UGUGUGUGUGUGUGUGUGUGUGUGUUAGAGUUAGAGCUGGGAAAACACUAAAAUGUGCAAGACUAGGAACCUGUGAUAACCUAGGGUUAGGGCUAGGGUUAUAUAAGGGUGUAUAAGCUAUAAUAAAAGAGAGUGUAAUAUUUAGUAAUGUUUAUUUAGUGCAACGCAGCAGCAGUGAUCCAAAUUAGAUCUCGAUUAGCAAACGAGCUGCAUGAGAUGACUCUGACUUCAUCAGUGACCAGAGCAAGAAGACAAAACAACAACAAAGUGCUCAACGUUCUAACAAGUCACAUGUUUUGCAGUGGAACCACCACACACUUUCUGACAGGAAGUGUCAGUUAUGGAAGACUCCAGAUCAGAGUUAUUUACAAAAGGAGAAGCUCCGCGACAAAGCAGCCUGUUUCUGAAUCUAUUUAAAGAGUUCAGGUUUGAAGCGUUACACAACCCUCCGGCUCAGACGCAACAUCAGAUCAUCCUGCAUUGCUUACACAUGUCCUCUUCUGAACACCAGUCUAGAAAAAAACACACCUCAAACCUGUUCUACCAUGAACAGCAUUCUGUAGAGAACCACACCUCAAGCCUGUCCCCAACCGACCGCCGAUCUGGAGAGGGCUUCACCUCAAGCCUGGCCCCAACCGACCGCCGAUCUGGAGAGGGCUUCACCUCAAGCCUGGCCCCAACCGACCGCCGAUCUGGAGAGGGCUUCACCUCAAGCCUGCCCCCAACCGACCGCCGACCUGGAGAGGGCUUCACCUCAAGCCUGUCCCCAACCGACCGCCGACCUGGAGAGGGCUUCACCUCAAGCCUGUCCCCAACCGACCGCCGAUCUGGAGAGGGCUUCACCUCAAGCCUGCCCCCAACCGACCGCCGACCUGGAGAGGGCUUCACCUCAAGCCUGCCCCCAACCGACCGCCGACCUGGAGAGGGCUUCACCUCAAGCCUGCCCCCAACCGACCGCCGACCUGGAGAGGGCUUCACCUCAAGCCUGCCCCCAACCGACCCCCGACCUGGAGAGGGCUUCACCUCAAGCCUGUCCCCAACCCACCGCCGACCUGGAGAGGGCUUUACCUCAAGCCUGCCCCCAACCCACCGCCGACCUGGAGAGGGCUUUACCUCAAGCCUGCCCUCAACCGACCGCCGCUCUGGAGAGGGCUUUACCUCAGGCGUGGCCUGUACUAAACCUCAAACUGGUGAGGACUAUACCUCAGGUGUGUCAUGUACUAAAUAUCAAUCAUCAGAGGACUACAUAUCAAAUCGGUCAUCUCCUGAAUCAGAGAAGAAACUUCUAUCAUGCUUCAAGUGUCACUACUGUGGCAAGUCAUUCAGCCGGCAGCGUUACCUCAAAAUGCACACUGUCCAAGGAGAAGAUGCCUUUAACUGCACAUCAUGUGGGAAGCUUUUCUCUGCUAAAUGUAGCUUGAUGGCUCACAGACGUUCUGAGCAUAAAGGAGAAAAACCUCUAAAAUGUGAAGAGUGCGGGAAAGCUUUCGCAACAGCUAAAGCAAGACUGGCGCAUCAAUCGAGUCACAAUGGAAACAAGCAGUUUAACUGCCCAAGAUGUGACAAAACCUUCCUGAGCAAGCACAUGCUAAGUACACACAUCCUGAGUGAACACCAGGGAACGCAACCCUUCGGUUGUGACGUCUGUGGUAAAAGAUUCAAGCUGAAGAAUGGACUGAUCUCCCAUCAGCGGAUUCACUCAGGAGCGCGGCCGUAUCGCUGCGAGGAAUGUGGCAAGACCUUCAUCGCUAAAAGCACGUUUAACGUCCAUCAGCGGGUUCACACGGGUGAGAAGGCGUUUAGCUGUGAAACAUGCGGCAGGAGCUUUAGCCUAGCUGCUUGUCUGUCCAGACAUCAGCAGAGCCACAAGGAUUUCAAAUCCUUCAACUGUGACGUCUGCAAGAAGACUUUCGCCCAGGCUAGUCACCUUCGUAUUCAUCGACGCGUGCAUGCCAGCGAGAAAACGUCGCAUGAUUGUGAAACCUGCCAGAAAAGUUUUAGUUGUAACCGAGCUCUCAAGCUGCAUGAGAAGAUUCACAUAACCAAGCGAGCAUUUUCCUGCUCAGUGUGCGCCAAGUCGUUUGGUUCGGAUGCGUAUCUAAGAAGGCACCAGCAGCUCCAUUUAGGAGUGAAUCUGCACCGCUGUGACGAGUGCGGCAAGAGUUUCGUCACAGCCGGCCAUCUCCGCUCACACCUGCAGGUCCACCCACACUUGAGACCUUUCACCUGCACCGAAUGUGGACGGAAAUGCCGCACCCUCGGCGAUCUCGCGCACCACCGACGCGUCCAUACAGAGGACAGCUUCCGCUGUGGGGUGUGUGAGAAGCGGUUCGCGACGAGGAAAAGCUUGUCCUUACACCACCGCGUGCACAGCGGCGAGAAACCGUACUCCUGCAGCGAGUGCGGAAAGACUUUCGCUCACUUAUCCAAUGUCCUCAGACACGCCAGCGUACACACCGGCGAGAAACCCUUCGGUUGCAACGAGUGUGGGAAGUGUUUCCGCCUGGCCUUUAGUCUCAGAGCUCACGCGCAGACGCACGUGAACGAGCAAGAGCGGACGUGCACUGAAUGCGGGAGAGGUUUCUCACGAAUGAAGACCUUACUGAGCCACAAGUGUGCGAAGACGCAAUCCGAGAAGUCCAAAGAGGAGAGGGGGGGGGAAAAAACCCACGAAAAGACAUAAGAAUGUCUCCGAAGACAGGGUUUAAGUUCCGCAACCCGGCGUAAAUAUACAAUAAAUACAAUUUAAUUAAAAAUAUGAAAUAAAAGCAUGAAAACGGUGUUAAAAA
Molecule: messenger RNA, 2789 nt
Organism: Ictalurus punctatus (channel catfish)
Lineage: Eukaryota; Metazoa; Chordata; Actinopteri; Siluriformes; Ictaluridae
Product: gastrula zinc finger protein XlCGF58.1
Exons: 2
Coding region: 341-2683 (780 amino acids)
Biological process (GO): regulation of transcription by RNA polymerase II
Cellular component (GO): nucleus
Molecular function (GO): RNA polymerase II cis-regulatory region sequence-specific DNA binding; DNA-binding transcription activator activity, RNA polymerase II-specific
Source: RefSeq, a predicted model, not a curated record